GAAAAAGAACCGUCAGUGACGUAGUUAGCCGUUAGUAAAUGGCGGUGAUGAUCAGGGCCAGUAAACAUUUCCACAAAUUUAACUGUCGGGUCUCGUGCCGGGCUGGUUGAAAAAUCGCCGCCUCGACGACGAGAGCGGACCGGACGACGGCGGGAAGGGGCUGCGGCGUUAACUCAGUCAAAUAAGUUUAUUUAAUGGAGACCGAAGAAGGCGAGCUGGACUCGGAGUCUGAGGUGGCAGAGCUCCGGGUCAAAGUGGAGUCUCUGAAGCAGGAGCUGAAGGAGUGCAGGGCCGAGCUGUCCAAGCUCCACAAACAGCUGAGCCAGUCCGAGAGGCUGCAGCGGAGCACCGAGAGCUACAACGAAGACCUGAGGAGGCAGGUUGACCAGCUGAGUGCUGAGAUUCAUGAACGGAAGAAGAAGGAAAAAGAUCGAGCUGACUGUGAAACUCAGACCGAGGAGUAUGUCUGGACAGAAACUGAUUAUUAUAAUUACUAUUAUGGAGGCAACAGUCAGACCACUGAGAUGGAAAACACUCAGGAGUGUGUUGGUGCAGAAGCAGCAGUGGAAGCAGCUCCUGGCAGUGAGACAGCUGAGAUUCAAACGGCAGCUGAAGUAGCAGCUCCAGAUGUUUCUUCUCAGCCAGACGGCAGCGUGGCAGUCACCACCGAGGAGGGCGAUGCCGGGUCCAUCGCUGACAUGUUGAGAGCCACUGCCGAGGAGGCGAUGACACAGACGGGCUUUGUGUUUGAUGAGACUACUGGGAUGUAUUACGACCACAGCACCGGCUUCUACUACGACUCGGCCAGCCAGUUGUACUACGAUGCCAGCACGGGUAUAUACUACUACUACGAUGCAGAGAGCGGCCGAUACCAGUUUCACUCUAAGAUCGAGGUCCCUGCUGCUCAGACGGUAGCGGUGUCCGGCCAAGAAAACAGUGCUGCUGAUAAGAAAGUCAGAAAAUUCAAGAAAGGGGUGAAGAAAACAUCGUACCAAGACGACACGGACGGGAGAUAUAAUGAUGCAAAGAUGGAAGAGGAAGACGAGUGGGUGGAACGACCAACUGCCAAACGAAACGCAGAAUCUAAAAAGCUGAGGCAAAGAUCUUGCAGUCCCGACGCGGCUCCGCGCCGAAGAGACUCCAAACGCCGUGAGGAAAGAGACAGAUCUUCACCAAGGAGGAAGAGGCACAAAAAUGGUUCUCACCACAAAAAAUCACGAAAAAAAGGGAAGAAGUCCAAGUCUGAAAAGCGCAAAAAGAAGAAGAAGAUAUGCCAAAGUGAUGGGUCUGAGGUGAACAGUGAGCCAGAGGAGGGUGAGCUCACAGAGUCCGAGAAAGAGAGGUCGGACUCUUCGCCCUCGUCUUCACCAUCUUCAGUCUCUGCCUCAGAAGAAUGUCCCGAACCAGAACCAGAACCAGAAAUAGAAAUGGAGAUACAGAGUCAAGAAGUUUGGCCUCCUUGCGUUCGGGUGACAGUCGUCAGGUCUCCAGUGCUGCAGGUUGGCACUUUGUUCAUCAUCACUGCCGACUCUUCAGCCAGCAUCGGCAGAGAGAAAGAUAUGGACCAUGCAAUCAGAAUACCGGAGAUGGGAGUCAGCAAGUUUCAUGCAGAGGUGUACUUUGACCAGGAGCAGCAAGCCUACAUGCUGGUGGACCAGGGCAGCCAGAAUGGAACGGUCAUCAAUGGGAACCGCAUCUUCCAACCCAAGACUAAAUGUGAGCCACAUGCGCUGAUGCACGGGGACGAGGUGAAGAUGGGGGAAACUGUGCUGUCCUUCCACAUCCACUCGGGGACCGAUACCUGUGAUGGCUGCGAGCCGGGUCAGGUGAUGGCUCACCUCAGCAAGCACCGCAGAGACGAGCAGACCGGUCCUGCACCUCCUAAAGAGGAUAAAGAGUCACUGAGACAGAAAGAGCUCAAGAACAUGAAAGCCAAAUAUGGCCUGCAAAGCAGCGAAUACGAAGAGGCCAAAACCCUGAAGAACUCCAAGUACAAGGACCGAGCAGAGUCCCGGCGCCAGACGGUGGGCAGUGAGGGCGUCUUCCAGCGAGACGACGCACCAGCCUCUGUUCAUGAGGAGAUCAGCCAAGUCAAUAAAGGACGUAAGAUGCUGGAAAAGAUGGGCUGGAAAAAAGGAGAGGGACUGGGGAAAGAAGGGAAAGGGAUGAAGGACCCGAUUCAACUAAAAGUCAGAAAGUCUCAGGCGGGCUUGGGAGCGGGGAACACCAUGUCCGUAGACGACGUUUCUUUAACCAAGUCCAAGUCUCAGAAGAACUGGGAGAAAGCACGGGAGAGGUUUGCAGACUCAUGCCAGGCCGACUUGCUGUCACCAAAAACAGAGAAUAAGUCGCCCAAGGCCUGGGUCAAAUCCGAGGACACGGACGCCACGCAGACCAACGAAACCGGCGGGCAGAAUUAGACAAAGAGCAACAUAUAUAUUUCGGAGAUUUUAAAUGUACAGAAGAAGUGUAUUUCACCCUGGAGGAAAAGUAAAAUGUUUAUUCUCUACUCGGAUACUGUGAAGAAUCCAGUCAGCUGAAUGGGACCUGUUUCACUCUCGUUCUGCCGUCGAGUGUUAUGUAUGAACCAAACUGAAUAGUAUUUACUACAGUGUGUCAGACUGACAUGGACUCAGAGGGGAGUGUUGUGCUGCGUUGUUGAACCUGUCAGCAGUCGGACUCAGCAGAGGACAGAUCUACCACGACACAGAGGACGUGAACCGCCUCCAGCAAAUAUUGACACUGUGACGCUGUAUUUCUCACAGUGAGAUCACGAUUUGGUUCUGUCCAGAUGACGUAACGUAACCGAUCACAUUCAACCAGUCAGAAGCGUCACGAACUCCUUGUUUAUUUGUAUUUUUAAAGGGACAAAUUAAAAUUUUCAG
This is a messenger RNA of Salarias fasciatus (jewelled blenny), 2885 nucleotides long. It is a transcript of the gene aggf1, whose product is annotated as angiogenic factor with G patch and FHA domains 1. NCBI's taxonomy places the organism in Eukaryota, Metazoa, Chordata, Actinopteri, Blenniiformes, Blenniidae. The transcript has 15 exons. Bases 195 to 2420 code for a protein of 741 amino acids. Gene Ontology annotation, molecular function: protein binding; nucleic acid binding. Gene Ontology annotation, biological process: vasculogenesis. The record is from RefSeq and is a predicted model, not a curated record.